GAGAAGAAGAGAAAUACACUGACUGAGUGAGAGCAGGGCAACGGUACCAUUGCUGAAGGGAAGCGCACUGACGUUCCCCCUUUGCCGUUACAUGUGAUUCCUAUCACGAAUGCCAGCAGCAUUCGAUUCCGUGGAGGCAGGGUGGCGACUCGUCAAGUCUCAGCUCAACUUGCGGAGCCGUCUGGGGAGGUCGAUGCAGUUUCUCUGGCCGGCUAGUCCCUCUGCAGACUGAUCGCAUAGAGUGCGUGAUCGCAAUGGGUUCAUCGAAGUCGGAUAAUAAAUUAAUUCUCUCAACACCAGCAUCGGAAGAGACCUCGCCUUUCGAUGGCUAAAGCAGCAGAUGCGCGAUCCUCAGGGGCACACAUAGUGGAUAUCCCGAUAACGAAGCUUUUCAGCAAACAGGGCGUGAGGUAUGCACGAGUUCCUACCGAGGAUUGUGAACAAGGCUUCAAAGAUAUUCCUCUGACUUCAGCUCCAGGGAGACGCUCCGGUCUCUUGAGGCUCCUUGGGCAGCUAGCUUGCAUAGGCUGUUUCUUAGUGGGACGGAAAUGCGGACCUACCCUGCUGGUGGCUCUGAUCGUUUACAUUUUCUUUAGUGGUUAUUUGGCUCUAGCCGUCAUCCUGGCGACCUCGAUGCGAGCUCUCUACAACCUCUGCGACACGCUACUGUAUCAUCCCGAGCAGCCAGAAACGUCGCGAAGUCAUGUAGACCUGCCGUUAAUAUACAACCUCCCCUUCGAAGAUGUCACUAUCAAAACAUCGGAUAAUAUUCGAAUACAUGGCUUCCUCAUCAAGCAAGCCGACUUCGAGAAAGCGCCAACUGUCCUCUAUCUUCAUGGCAACGCAGGCAAUGUCGGACACAGGCUACCACACGCACAAGAAAUGUAUCAUACAACCAAAGUGAAUCUAUUGCUCCUAGAAUACAGAGGCUAUGGGCGGAGUGAGGGCCAUCCUUCCGAGAACGGCUUGUAUAAAGACGCCCAAGCCGGCAUCGAAUUCCUAUUCAAUCAUCCGGCUGUGAAUAAAAAGCUGAUCCUGGUGUUCGGCAGGAGCUUGGGAGGGGCCGUGGCCAUAAAUUUAGCGAGUCACCAAAGAUACGCCUCGAGAUUAGCGGGUCUGAUUCUGGAGAACACAUUCACAUCCAUACCGUCAUUGACCAAGGUGAUCAUACCGUACAAAGCUAUCCGUUACGUCCCUCGUCUGUUCUACAAGAACGUCUUCGCUUCCGAAGAUCGAGUCUCACGUGUACAGUGCCCAGUUCUCUUCAUAUCCGGACUCGCGGAUACAUUGAUACCUCCAUCGAUGAUGAAGACCCUUUAUAACAAAUGUGGGUCGAACUUCAAACUCCUCGCAACGUUCGAGAGCGGGAAUCACAACCAGACUUGGCAAUGCAAGGGUUACCUGAAGAUCUGCAUCGACUUCCUCGAAACUAUCAAGAAGGAGGUAGACGAAGAAAACGGUCCGGAACGGACGGUGUGGCCAAUCAACAAACAGAACAUUCAUGUCAUUGCCGACGUCAUCUAGUUAGUUCCACUCGUUUCUCUUGUGAUCCUUAGACUGCUGUUCAUCUUGAUUCCUAUCCUUCGGAGGGCCAGACACGGUUCCGAAACUGUGAACAGCUCUCCCGGAUACUGAGAUCAGACGUUGCCACAGGGGAGAAAAGUGGUGAAUUCCAAGUAUUCACCGUUAUGAUCCGCAAACAGUCAAUCAAACUAUCGAUCUGACGUAACAAUGUACAUGGUUUCCAGUUACUGUGAGGUCGCGCCUCAAAGCGAUUCCCCAAAGAGUUUUCAGCUGUUAAUGGCGCUUUACGGAGAAAGAAUAAAGCAAGUAGUUCGCGGGAUCCGCCGCCGGAAAGCC
Messenger RNA from Galendromus occidentalis (western predatory mite), 1860 nucleotides. It is a transcript of the gene Bem46, whose product is annotated as abhydrolase domain containing 13-like protein Bem46. The record is from RefSeq and is a predicted model, not a curated record. Gene Ontology annotation, cellular component: membrane. The transcript has 9 exons. Gene Ontology annotation, molecular function: palmitoyl-(protein) hydrolase activity. The coding region runs from base 325 to 1524 and encodes 399 amino acids. Lineage: Eukaryota; Metazoa; Arthropoda; Arachnida; Mesostigmata; Phytoseiidae.